GCUCCUGCAUUACUUUGCAAAGUGACAACAGACCUUAAACUGCAGCUCAGGACGACAGAAGACCGAAGGCUCGGCAGCAUGGACCUCACAGAUUAUGGAGCCGCAGCCAUGAGGAGAGGGAGUUACGAUGAAGCAGCUGCUUCAAUACAUCCUCACUUCAGACAUUUGGCUCAGAGGCGACGCUCUGCUCCAUCUCUGGUCUUUGGGAAGGCCCUUGGGAUGCCGUGGUCUCCUAUCAGGGAGGAGGCUUCCUGCUGGGUGUCUGUUGAGCAGAGUCCAUUUGUCCUCGGCUUGACCAGCGAGAACGGCGAGCUUCUGCUGGACGAGUGUGUCCAAGUCACAGAGGGGACCAAGACCAAGGAGCGACACCUGUUCCUCUUCACCGAUGUCCUCGUCUUCGCAAAACUAAAGUCGCCGGCCAGCUACCGCCUGAAGCACCGAGUGAGCCUGGAGGACGUCUGGCUCUGCGGCUUUGAGGAGGAGCAGGAGGAAGAGGAGGAGGACGGCGAUGACGGCGGCACAUCGGGGGACAUUGACCACAGGCUGACUCUCGUCGUGGCUUGGGCUGAAACGUUUUACCUUGUGUGUUUUCGCUCGCCUGAGGUGAAAGAACGCUGGUCAGAUACUCUUCACAGAAAAAUCAGAGACACAAAAGUGAGGACCGGUUGUGCUUCUUCACCUCCGGACGUCCUCAUGAAGGUGUUGACUGGCAGCAUCGCUACUAAAACUCUAACAGGAGGUGGCAUGGAGCAACUUAUUGUGCUUACACCCGAGGGCGAUGCGAAGAGCUACGCUUUGUCAAAGCAGUUAAACAACCAAGAGGAGAAACUCACACAAUCCUCUGAAACCAAGUGGAACCUGGUGAGGAACAGGAUGAAGCUCAGGAGGACUUCCAGCAAGGCCUGCAACACCAAUAAAGGCACCAAGAAUAAGCUGUUUGGACAACCGCUUUGCAACAUCUGCCCAGAUGACUACUCACUUCCCAAGCCAGUCACAGACCUGCUGCUGCUGCUGAGGAAGAGGGGCCCGUCUGUGGAGGGGGUGUUUCGGAAGCCGUGCAACACCAGGCUGAUGAAGGACCUGCGGGAGCAGCUGGAUGGCGGCGCAGAGGUGGACCUGGAGGGCCAGCAGGUCCACCUGCUGGUGGGACUGCUCAAAUGUUUCCUGAAGGAACUUCCUGGCAGCUUGCUCAGGUCUGACCUUUACAGCAAGUGGACAGCAGCUCUGGAGCGUGAAGACGCCGAGCAGAGAACCCUAGAAAUCAAAAAGGUGCUCGACGAUCUUCCGGGGCCCAACAAACUCCUCCUGCAGUACCUGAUCUGCGUCUUCCAUUGCAUCCAGGAGAGCUUUGAGACCAACAAGAUGGACGCCUACAAUCUGGCGGUGUGCAUCGGGCCCACGCUGCUGCAGCUGGAUGACACCCCUCUGGACGGGCAGAGGGAAAAGAUGCAGAAGGCCACAGAACUGUCUCAAUUCCUGAUCGAGAACUUCAUAAUUCUCGGGGAACAUAUCCCAAGCUUACUGGACACAGAUGAAGACUCCCUUUCCUCUGUGCAUCAUGACUCCGCGUAUGACAGCACCGACCCGGACGGGGACGGAGAGGCAGGGGAGAAAAGACGGUCCACGGACGGAGGCCGUGGCUCGUCUUCCUCCUAUUCGUCCCUCAGCCCCAGUAUAACCACCUCGUCCUGGCAGUCCGACGGCGCCUUCGACAACAAGGCCCCCUUCAACCGCCGCUGCUCCGAGCCCAUCCUCCUCCUCCCGGAGAAUCUCGAGAGCCUGCGCGGCCACGCCCGGAGCCACGACGACUGCUCCAUGCAGCGGGACGGGUUCGACGGGCAGCCGCUGAAAAAGCAGAUCUCCGACGACUCCUUCCUGCUGAAAAGUCGCGGCGGAGCCAGCUCGGUCUUGUCCUUCCCGAAGCUGAGCUCCGGCUCAAACAUGGACCCGCUGCCGUACAUGGGCAAGGACUGCUCGUGCUCUUCCCUGGAGAGCACCGCCUCCAACCAGUCGGAGAGCUCCGUCUUCUCCAGCUCCCCGAUGGGUUCGCCGGGGUGCUCCAAGAAAAACAACAGCAACAGUCAACCCAUAGUAACAACAAACGGCAAGCUGGACGUUCCCAGACCCAUCUCAGAGGAGAAGAGGCGGUCGCAGUCCUUGAGGGUCGCCUCUAAAGUCCUGAUGAGGACCAGGAGCUUGGGGGCCUUCAGCAGGAGCAGCCUGAAGAAAGACUCUCAAAAGGAAAACUGCUUCCCGGAGACUCUCCAGGAGGACUCGCAGAGUGAAGCAGAUCCCUCAGCCGACGUUCUCCUCAAGCCACGCCCUCUGUCCGCCAUCGAAGUGUUCAAGCAGGUGGACAGCAGGCUGCCCUGCAGGCCCCCGUCGUAUCAGCAGGCUGUGCAGAACGUGCCGCCUCCGCCGCAGUACGGCUCCAUGACGGUGCAGGACGCCAUAACGCUGGAGAGGAGGUCCCGGCCUUCCUCCGUGAGCUACGACUUUCCGGCCCAAGUGUACGCGCACAGCCAGGACUGCUUCCCUCAAACGGCGCAGGACAAGGCCGUGGAGCUGCGGCAGCCUUUCCGCCAGAGGGCCAUGUCGGAGUCGGUGUCCGCCGGCCAGCACGAGGUGGUGUCCCGCAGGUGCAGCCAGCCGGUGUUUGAGGAAUUCUCCUACGCCAAGGAAUCUUACGUUUGAAAAUACUAAAAAACGUUUCUCUGAAAGCAGAAAUGAUUUAGUCGAAGCCAUCGAGUGAAGCUACAGCGUGCCGCUCAUGUGUUUCCGUCGGCCAUGGACUUAAGAGGACUGUCCAGAUUUGAUCACACACGGUUUCUGUGUAGUUUGACUUCUGCACCUGCAUUAGUGGCACUAUUUCCAUGCGUUGUAAAUACGUUUGUGGCUCUGUCUUUAUAAGUGUUUGUACAAAAAAAGUCUAUUUUUCACCUUUUGUUUUGAAGGAAUGUCGGUUAUGUGCCACCUAUGAGGUUGCACGUGCUCAGUAGUACUUUUAAAGUACGAAUAUUACAUUAUAUGUAGUUACCAUGAUAGAUAUUUAGUCUAUCACCAUGAAGCUAAAGCACAGUUUGCUGUGUAUGAAAUAUGCUAUGAGUUUCUACGUUUCAUGUGUUUUUAUGUGCAACACAUGAGAUCAAGCACACUUUGUUUGUUUUCCCUUCUUUUUUGGCUUUUUUUUGUUUGGCAGUGCACUUCACUCAUCACAGUCUUCCUCUUCCACUACACUAAAGCACUUUUAAGGAUGAUUAGCUAUGCUUUACCUAUUUGUGUGCUAAAUUGUAUAUACGUCUAGGCACCAGCAGACGCAAAUUGGGUUUGUUUCUGCAGCCCAAAUAAUGCAAAUGUCUAUAGUGAAAAAAAUAAAGUAUAAAAGUAAAUAAG
Messenger RNA from Fundulus heteroclitus (mummichog), 3393 nucleotides. It is a transcript of the gene tagapb, whose product is annotated as T cell activation RhoGTPase activating protein b. The transcript is spliced from 14 exons. The record is from RefSeq and is a predicted model, not a curated record. Gene Ontology annotation, molecular function: GTPase activator activity. Gene Ontology annotation, biological process: signal transduction; regulation of Rho protein signal transduction. NCBI's taxonomy places the organism in Eukaryota, Metazoa, Chordata, Actinopteri, Cyprinodontiformes, Fundulidae. Bases 79 to 2694 code for a protein of 871 amino acids.